Molecule: messenger RNA, 829 nt
Organism: Clupea harengus (Atlantic herring)
Lineage: Eukaryota; Metazoa; Chordata; Actinopteri; Clupeiformes; Clupeidae
Gene: agr2
Product: anterior gradient 2
Cellular component (GO): endoplasmic reticulum
Source: RefSeq, a predicted model, not a curated record
AACAGGUGCACAGGUGUAUAAAGGCUGGCCAGGUGAACACGGACCGCUACAGUUGCCACCAAGCAAUCGGAGCUUUCACAAAGGGGCACUUUAUAGCAGAUAGGUUGUGAAAAAAUGGCUAAGGUACUGUUGUCAGUCUUCUUGGUCCUGGUGGCUGUGUCCUCUUCCCUGGGGAAACCAGAGAAGAACACAGUGAAGAAAGAGAAGAGGAUUCCUCAAACUCUUUCCAGAGGAUGGGGUGAUCAGUUGAUCUGGGCCCAGACUUACGAAGAGGCCUUAUUCUGGGCCAGAAAAGGGAACAAGCCCCUCAUGGUCAUCUUCCACCUGGAGGACUGCCCACAUAGCCAGUCUAUGAAGAAGGUAUUUGCAGAGGAUAAGGAGAUCCAGAGGAUAGCUGAUGAAGACUUCAUUGUCCUCAAUCUUAUGUAUGAGACCACCGAUAAGCAUCUCUCACCUGAUGGUCAGUAUGUGCCCAGGAUCAUUUUUGUUGAUCCCUCCAUGACUGUGCGUGCUGACAUCACAGGGCGCUACGCUAACCGCAUGUAUGCCUAUGAGCCAACUGACGCUAAACUCUUGUUGAGCAACAUGCAGAAGGCUAAGAAGUUCCUGAAGACGGAGUUGUGAGCCCGAAGGACGUCUCCACCACCCUUCACCUUUGAUGUGAAGGCUAUGAACUGGAGUGCUCAUGCCACACUCUUUGUCACGGUUUACCGAUGUAAAGCCAAGCACUGCAGAACUUUUCAACUUUGUUUUUUAGUUUCAGUUACCGUCAAUUUCCUGUUUGAUCUAAUGUAUGAGAUGUCUUUUUAAAUAAAUGCAGAUGUUCUCA